AUAUUGUCUAGGGAAAGGAAGAGAUAGCAUAAGGCCUGGCAGAGAUGACACUUGGACUGAGUUUUGAGCAUAUGGAUGGUCAUUUGCCGACUGAUGGGAGUGCCCAGCCCCCAAGUUGGAGGCACUGGUGGUCUAGCCAUGCUGGUCAGUCACAAAGUUAUUGUCUUGCAUAAAAAUGGGAGGUCUCUACAUGUCAAGCCUUCUAUCAGUCACACCUUUAUUCGAUGAUACGUGCUUAUUCCUCCUGUAUGAUUUUCAUGUCUGUAAGCAGCUUUUCUUGUUGGUAGAGUAUGUCAUAUGCUUCCUGAGUAAUAUUCAGCUGUCACUCAACUUUCACCGCAACAGCCUCUUUAUGCCUCCUGCGAAGGUGGUGGUUUCAAAGAUUCAGUGACUGUCAGAUUCAGAAGAGAAGAGUUAUUGCAUUUGAAACGGUUCAAGAAAUAAAUAUACCUGUUCCUUUGCAAUGGUGGGGAGUAUAGCAUGAGUCGUGGGCUUGCUAAAGAGCAUCUCUACUCUGUCCUUUCUUUUACAGACACUGGUUCUGUGAACAGUCAGUGCUGUGUGCUGUAUGUCCUCAUGGAUAGCACUGUGUUAAGGGGCCCUACCUGUGGGCGUCGAUGCUCUCAGGAGAAGGAAAUGUCCUGGCAGCUGUGAGAGAAUGGACCACUCCCUGCUUUAUUCUUCUUUUGCACUUGGUUUACAUUUCUCUUCUGGCACGUGAUCUUUUUGGCCCUGCUCGUGGCUUAUCAGUGGCCAGAUGAGUUUCUUUAAAUAGGGACUGAGUCACAUUCAUCUCUGUGAUAACCUCACUUGUCCUCCAGUGGUGAUCACAUCAUCCCAGUCGUGAUCCCUUUUGGACAAACUUGUGUGAGUGUUAUAUAUUGUUUUAAAAUGCUUGCAUAAUAGUUCUACUGGCAAUUUGUUUCCCCAGUGGAAUUCAACCUCUCUGCAACGCGCCGGCCAGAGUCCCACGCUGUUCUCCUGCCCUUGGUGUCAGCCAGAGGGUGGCCAGAGCAGAAUCACAGCCCAUUGCCCAUAGGAGCUGCCACCCUCGGGGACAUGGGGUCCUGAAGAUGGCAUAGUCACAAAAGCGCCUUCCGAUGAUUGUGAACAUCUUUACUCCCCCGUGGGUGCCAGCCCAGGCCAGUGGCUUCGUGUGGAGCUGAAGGAACUUGUCAACUGCUCUCCCCGAAAACCUCUUUCUCUCCUAAUUCAUGAGCCAGCAGGAUGCGGUCGCUGCGCUUUCUGAACGCCUUCUCAUAGCUGCGUACAAAGGCCAAACAGAGAAUGUGGUUCAGCUCAUCAACAAGGGCGCCAAGGUAGCGGUUACCAAGCAUGGCCGGACCCCCCUGCAUCUCGCUGCCAAUAAGGGCCAUCUUUCUGUGGUCCAGAUCUUGCUGAAGGCUGGCUGUGACCUCGAUGUCCAAGAUGAUGGGGACCAGACUGCCUUGCACCGAGCCACGGUGGUGGGGAACACGGAGAUCAUCGCGGCGCUCGUCCAGGAGGGCUGUGCCCUGGACAGACAGGACAAGGACGGGAACACGGCCCUGCAUGAAGCGUCCUGGCACGGCUUCAGCCAGUCAGUCAAGCUGCUUGUCAAAGCAGGAGCCAACGUGCUUGCCAGGAACAAGGCAGGGAACACAGCUCUGCACCUGGCGUGCCAGAACAGCCACUCCCAGAGCACUCGCGUCCUCCUGCUGGGCGGGUCCCGUGCCGACCUCAAAAAUAAUGCAGGCGACACCUGUUUGCACGUGGCUGCGCGCUAUAAUCACUUGUCCAUCAUUAGGCUGCUCCUCAGUGCUUUCUGUUCUGUCCAUGAAAAGAACCAGGCUGGAGACACAGCACUUCAUAUUGCUGCUGCCCUAAAUCACAAGAAGGUGGUUAAAAUCUUACUGGAAGCUGGAGCAGAUGGGACCAUUGUUAAUAAUGCAGGCCAGACUCCGCUGGAGACUGCCCGCUACCACAAUAACCCAGAAGUUGCUCUUCUCCUCACUAAAGCUCCGCAGGUCUUGCGCUUCAGUCGUGGGCGAAGCCUGAGGAAAAAGAGAGAGAGGCUCAAGGAAGAGAGGAGAGCCCAGUCUGUGCCGAGAGAUGAGGUGGCACAGAGCAAGGGCAGUGUCUCGGCAGGAGACACCCCCAGCAGCGAGCAGGCUGUGCUCAGAAAAGAGGAGACCAGAGAAGAUUAUCUGUCAGCGUCCCCAGAGCCCAAAGCAAAGGAUGACAGGAGGAGAAAGUCAAGGCCCAAGGUGUCAGCAUUUUCUGACCCCACCCCACCAGCAGACCAACAGCCCGGACACCAGAAGAACUUGCACGCUCAUAAUCACCCGAAAAAGAGGCCCAGGCAUCGGUGUUCAUCCCCGCCCCCACCCCACGAGUUCAGAGCGUACCAGCUCUACACGCUGUACCGGGGCAAGGACGGGAAGGUGAUGCAGGCCCCAAUCAAUGGUUGCAGAUGUGAACCUCUGAUCAACAAGCUGGAGAACCAGCUGGAGGCCACUGUGGAGGAGAUCAAAGCAGAGCUGGGGUCGGUUCAGGAUAAAAUGAACACAAAGCUGGGGCACAUGGAGAAUAAGACCCAGCACCAAAUGCGAGUCUUGGACAAGCUGAUGGUCGAGCGACUCUCUGCAGAGAGGACGGAGUGCCUGAACCGCCUGCAGCAGCACUCAGACCUGGAGAAGCACGAGGGAGAGAAACGACAGACAUCCUUGGUGGAUGAAUUAAAAACCUGGUGCAUGUUAAAGAUUCAGAAUCUGGAGCUGAAGCUUUCUGGAGAUUCUAGAGCCUCCAGGGCUAAAUCCACACCAUCUACUUGCGAGUCAUCCACAGGUGUGGAUCAGUCAGUGGCGACUGCAGGUCCAGUGGCGGCUUCUGACGGCUCUCAGGUGGUCAGGCCCAAGGAAAAGGCUGCCAACGCCACUGCUCCCCACAGACUCCAGCAGGAGCUGUCGUCCUCUGACUGCACUGGCUCCCGUCUGAGGAACGUCAAGGUCCAGACAGCCUCGCUGCCCUUGAACGAGGCAGCCAAGUGUGAUCAGGCUGGGCCCUGUGUCAACAGAGGCACCCAAACUAAGAAGUCUGGGAAAAGUGGGCAGACAAGGCAUCGAGCCCAGCAGCCGGCAGCCAGCAGCGCCUGUGGGCAGCCGCCACCAGCAGCAGGCAGUGAGCAGACUGCCCCUCACACUCGGGACACCUCCCAAGCUCUGGAGCUUACCCAGUAUUUUUUCGAGGCUGUUUCCACCCAGAUGGAAAAGUGGUACGAAAGGAAGAUUGAGGAAGCACGAAGCCAAGCCAGUCAGAAAGCCCAGCAAGACAAGGCUACACUGAAGGAACACAUUAAAAGUUUAGAAGAGGAACUUGCUAAACUAAGGACGAGGGUACAGAAGGAAAAUUAGCACCUGGAAAGUGGAAGAAAGGAUCCUUGAGGAUUUCUGAUUUUGCAACUGUAGAAUAGUAUGUCCACGGAGUUGAUUAUUGUGUACAAAGCAGACUUGCCUAUAAAAAAAAAAUCACUGAUUUCUAAAAUGUGCCAGAUACAUGCUUCCUAUGCCCUGAAGUUAUGAAGACUUCAACAAUUAACUAGAACUAGGGGAAGCUUGCUUAGUUUCAGGUUUCAUUACAAACUCUAAACUUCAGUCCAGGUUCAUCUGAAGUUCAAAAGCUCAGAUUAAGCAAACCGCUCUAAGAAAUUGAAUGAUGUGUAAGCCGAAACCCCAAAAUUCAGGAUGUAUGAAAUAAUAUAAGUCAAAAGUCAGCAAAAAUCAGCCCUUUGUGAACUCCAGUAGUCAUUCAAAUAAAUGUGAACUCACCUGCUGUGCCUAGACAAGUGUCUUUCUGUAAGAGAGCUGUUAACUCUGAGAUGUGCUAAACCCUUUCUCAAAUUCGUAAUUCUUAAAAUGCUGACAUUUUAACCAGGUGAAAACUUAACAGAUUUUGAGGAGAAAGAUUUUCAUGAUGUCACAAAAUACAUUAUAUCUUACAAUUUUUUGAAAAGUCACCUUAUUUAAAUAAUGAAUAACUUGCUAACAGCACUGGAAAUGUUGACAAUGAGCUCCAGUGAGCAAGGUUCAAAUCAUUUGAUCAUCAUUUUUAUCUUUUUAGCCAAAAAUCAGUUAUUUUAAAGCAGAUUAAUUGAAAACAUUCAUGUAACAACUACCUGAAAUAACCUAUUCCUAAUCAAACUCAAUUAUCUUAGAAUACCUUUCUGAAUUUGAGAUUAUUCUCAAUUUUAUAAAGAAAUAAGGCUAUUUCUUUUUUUUGCAUAAUAGUGGAAAAAUAAAUUUAUUGAAAGUAUUAAAUUUUAUGAGUUCUAGCCUUGAAGAACCUCCAAAGCUUUCCACUGCUCUGCAGUGAGCGACUCUGUUAAGAUAAAUUAUUCAAUAACUUGACUUAGGCCCCACUGUUCCCCAGCUUUGUGAAGCCUGGAAGACUUUACUUUGCUCCAUAAUGAAAUGUAAACACAGAAACAAAGUUGUAAAAGUAGCCUGGAUAUGUUGGAACUUUAGACAAACGUCUUGUCCCUUGGAGUGUGGGAUUAUAUUCAGCUCCUCAAAAGCCCAUGUAUGCAUAGAAACUUCUAUUUCUAUAAAGACUGGAACCUACUAACUAUUGUCCAAAAUUACAAAUGAAAUGCUGCCCAUUGAGCCAAAGAGAAAAUGAUGACUUCUUAACAUGGGAACACCAAGAAAAAGUAUGUUUUAGUCCCUUUGUCAAGCUCAGUUUUAGGUUUUUUUAGGGUGACAAUCCAUGGAUCCAGACAUUCCAAAAAAAAGUAUUAUUUCAGUAGAUGUAUGUCAUUGUUACAGAAACUGAAUAUGGAAUAAAUUUGAUGUUAUCUCAAGUUGA
This is a messenger RNA of Microcebus murinus (gray mouse lemur), 4842 nucleotides long. The record is from RefSeq and is a predicted model, not a curated record. Lineage: Eukaryota; Metazoa; Chordata; Mammalia; Primates; Cheirogaleidae.